This is a messenger RNA of Schistosoma guineensis, 690 nucleotides long. NCBI's taxonomy places the organism in Eukaryota, Metazoa, Platyhelminthes, Trematoda, Strigeidida, Schistosomatidae. The record is from the annotation of a GenBank genome assembly.
AUGCAUGACCGAGCGCUUUCAGCUAGGAACGCGCGUCAUGCGGUUGAUGCAUUUCUAGCUAUUUGGAUCUGUUAUCAGUCAAAUAUCGUUGAGGUUCAAUAUUAUUCAAUCCUCAUGAAUUCGUUCAAUGACCAGGCGUGUGCCUUGUGUGGAAAGGUUGUUUCUACUAAACACGGUAUGGCUAGACAUUUAAAAAUUGUUCAUGAAGGUCUCGAAGAAUGUAAAUGUGACUCAUGUGGACGAAAGUUUACCACAAAAUUUGCCCUCCAUCGACAUAUUCGAAAAGUUCAUGAAGGUAUAUCAGAACUUGUUCUUCCUUGUGCUUGUUGUGGGAAGAAAUUCUCUGCCAAACAUGGUCUAGAGCGCCAUAUGAGACUGAUACACGAAAGUGCGGAAUUGUGCAUCUGCCCUUUGUGUAACAGGAGUUUUUCAACCAAGUUUGCUUUUAAUCGUCAUACAAAAACUGUGCACUCAGAUUCAAUCAGCCUAUGUUCCCCGUGUAAUAUGCUAUUUCCAUCAAAGUUCGCUCUUCUUGAACACAACCUUACGGUCCAUAAUACUUCAAAGGUGUUUGCUUGUCAUGAAUGUUUGAAAUGUUUUCCUGAUACAGAGUCACGAAGAAGCCACGAACAAAAUGAUCAUGGUGUUGGGACUUCAAACAUGUAUUCGCCAACGACGCAAUCAUCUUAA